Molecule: messenger RNA, 998 nt
Organism: Mus pahari (shrew mouse)
Lineage: Eukaryota; Metazoa; Chordata; Mammalia; Rodentia; Muridae
Product: killer cell lectin-like receptor 2
Source: RefSeq, a predicted model, not a curated record
AUGACUGACCAGGAGGUCACUUACACAACUCUGAGAUUUCAUAAGACUUCAGGGUUGCAGAACCCAGUGAGGCUUGAGGAGACUCAAAGGCCCAGAGAUGUGGGCCAUAGAGAGUGUUCAGUCCCCUGGAAGCUCAUUGUGAUAAUUCUUGGAAUCCUCUGUUUCCUUCUACUGGUAACUGUUGCAGUGUUGGUGAGACACAUUUUCCGGUAUGGACAAGAGAAACAUGAACAGGAGAAAACCCUAAAUAACCUCUGUCAAGAGUACCACGUCAUGAAAAAUGACAGCUCCUUAAUGGAAGAAAUGUUAAGAAAUAAGUCUUCGGAGUGUAAGGCCCUCAAUGAUAGUCUGCACUCCCUCAACAGAGAACAGAACAGAUGCCUCAGGAAAACCAGGAUUGUUUUAGAUUGCUCACAGAACAAAGACAAACAAGUGGAAGGACACUGGUUCUGCUGUGGCACGAAAUGCUAUUAUUUCAUCAUGGACAAUCAACCGUGGAAUGGAUGUAAACAGAUAUGCCAGGCUUGCAACUUAUUUCUUUUGAAGAUAGAUGAUGAGGAUGAAUUGAAGUUCCUUAAACCCCAACUUCAAGGAAACAUAUACUGGAUUGCAUUGACAUAUGAUAAAAGCAAAGAGAAAUCGCAACGGAUUGACAAUGGACCACCUAAACUGGCUCAAGAAGAGCAAAUUUUCAUUGAAGAUUUAUCCCUUUGCCAUCUCAUCCCUGUGGAGUUCUGUGUAUUCUUUCCCUGGUUCAUUUUCUCUGACAUAGAUUGUCAUGAUUCAGCAGCAAGGAAUUCAGUACAUAACAGAAAAAAGUGUACAUAUCUAAGUUCAUUUUAUAUACAAGAGGAUGACUGUGCUAGAACCCAUGGUUGUAUUUGUGAAAAGAGAUUGAGUAAAUUCCCUAUUCCAGGAAGCUGUGUCAAGGGAAGAACUCAAACUGCUCUGCAGAGUGAUGAGGAGCAAAGUGAAGAAAUGUUCUGACAUCUGACUUA